Molecule: messenger RNA, 1112 nt
Organism: Aphanomyces astaci
Lineage: Eukaryota; Oomycota; Saprolegniomycetes; Saprolegniales; Verrucalvaceae
Product: CAMK/CAMKL protein kinase
Exons: 1
Coding region: 83-1027 (314 amino acids)
Biological process (GO): protein phosphorylation
Molecular function (GO): protein kinase activity; ATP binding
Source: RefSeq, a predicted model, not a curated record
CUCAGAAAUCCUUCCGCGAUCUUCACAUGCUUCACAAUUCCAUUCCUCGUUUACGAUCGUACUAGACGACAACGCCAACUUGAUGCAUCGAUACACCACGGAACGAGUGCUCGCAGAUGCCCUGUAUGGCCAAGUGCUGCUCUGCCAUGACAACAUCACGGGAGAGCAAGUUGCGAUCAAGCGCAUGAACGUAGCGGCGGCCACGGCCAAGACAAUGAUCCACACGGCUUCCAUCCAAGUAUCGGAAGACAUUGCGUUCGAGAAACGUGUGCAUCGAGCGUUGAGCGUCGGUGGUGGUCACUGCAACGUGCUGCGCUUGCGCUCGGACUUCGUCGAGGACGGCUUCGACCACUUCGUGCUCGACUAUUGCGUAGGCGGCGAGCUGUUUGACCUGAUGGACUCCAUGCCUGACCAACGACUGGACAUGGACAUGGCGCGGCGAUACUUUCGCCAAAUUCUCCACGGCGUUCAGUUCAUGCAUGCCCGCGGGUUUGCCCAUCGCGAUUUGUCGUUGGAAAACGUCCUCGUGGACGGGAAAGACAACUGCUACAUAUGCGACUUUGGUCUAGCCACGUUUGCGGACGCCCCGUCACAAGAUACCGUGGGCAAGGCGUUCUACAUGGCGCCCGAGGUGGCCGUGGUCACCCGCGGUGCCAGCUACGACCCCGUCAAGGCCGACAUCUGGUCUCUCGGCAUUAUGCUGUUCAUGAUGCUCACGGGCUCGCCGUUGGUUGAGAUGGCCUCCGUCAAAGACAGCCGGUACCGAUACCUUCAAACCCAAGGGCUGCCUCGCCUGGUCGACGCCUGGCGGGUGGGACAUGCUGUCCACGGAGACGCGCUGGACCUGCUGCAGCGGAUGCUGUGCAGAAACCCUGCCAGUCGGCUGUCACUCCAGGCGGUUCUGGACCAUCCAUUCGUGUCACAGCUGACGGUGCCGUCUUCAUCAUUGACGAAGUGCCUCGGUGGCUUCUUUAAGAAACGGGCGCGUCGAACUGUCCUCGACGUGUAUUCUGCUUCGAUGAUGUAGGCAGGAAGGUAUACAUAUAGAUGGGUAUGUGUCGUAGUGAGUGCUGUUUAUUUAAUACUAGUAAUCUAUCAAGUUUCAACUCAAA